Molecule: messenger RNA, 623 nt
Organism: Anopheles darlingi
Lineage: Eukaryota; Metazoa; Arthropoda; Insecta; Diptera; Culicidae
Product: histidine-rich protein PFHRP-II-like
Exons: 2
Coding region: 116-478 (120 amino acids)
Source: RefSeq, a predicted model, not a curated record
UUUAAAGCAGGUAACAGUUGUCCUGCGAUCAUCAGUAUCAGAUCGUCUGCCGGUGUGUAAAGUACAAAUUGUGUUCCUCAAACUUUUAAAGAGAUAUAAAAUAACACCGCACAAAAUGAACGCUGCAAUGAUUGUUUUACUUUGCAUUACGUCGGUUUGUGCUUACAGCACAGGCCAUGUAGGAGGAACCGGACACACGGAAAAGGUGUCGCAUGAAGCCCACUCGUAUGCCGCGGCAACAACGCCCGAAGCACCGAAAUAUCAACCAACGCACCAUGGAGGCUACGAGAAGCAUACUGCUACUCACGUUGGCAAGGACUCCCACCAUCGCAGCGAGGCUCACCAUAACGAUCUUCACUCCAGCAAGAGCCUGCAUCAGCAGCAGCCGAAGGACACUCCCCAUGGUUAUGCGACGACGCAUCACGGACCUACCAAAGAGACCGCUUCAUCGCACCACAAGACUGGAUACGGCUAUUGACGAAUAUGCCUAUUCAAUACUGAGAGACGACGGCUGUCCUCACAGCUAAACGGCUGUACGAUUACUAGUUUAAAUCUGACUUGUUAAUGUAUGUAAUUUGUGUUUUUUUUGUAUGUGUUUUGCGUGAAAAUAAAAAAUGAUUCCA